Adelges cooleyi (spruce gall adelgid) is the source of this 1517-nucleotide messenger RNA. RefSeq names its product lachesin-like. The transcript has 9 exons. NCBI's taxonomy places the organism in Eukaryota, Metazoa, Arthropoda, Insecta, Hemiptera, Adelgidae. Gene Ontology annotation, cellular component: neuron projection. The record is from RefSeq and is a predicted model, not a curated record. The coding region runs from base 3 to 1262 and encodes 419 amino acids.
CCAUGACAACAGCAACAACGGCGGAGCGACGCUAUGCUGUUCCGCCGAGACUCGUUUCGGGUACCGCCACACUAAAAGUCAGUCUCCGUCUCGCAAUGGACACGUUUCGCACAUGUUUCUCCAUGCUGAUUUGGAUACACGGAUUCAUCCACGGUAUAGAGUCCAGAAGACCUUGGUUUCCAGAACCGGUGCCAAACGUCACAGUGAUAGCAGGAAAAGACGCUUUACUCACUUGCGUUGUUCAGGAUCUUCACAAUUUCAAGGUGGCUUGGGUUCGAGUUAAUACUCAGACAAUUCUUUCUAUACAUCACAGAAUGGUGACUGAAAACUCGAGAAUAACGUUGUCAUACAACGAUCACCGUACAUGGUUUUUACACAUACGCAGUGUCCAAGAAACGGAUAGAGGCUGGUACAUGUGUCAAAUCAAUACAGAACCAAUGACUAGUCAAAAAGGAUACCUUCAAGUAGUCGUACCGCCGAAAAUAAUCGAAGAAGAAUCUAGCGGCGAUCUAGUCGUCAAAGAAGGGUCGGAUUUACUUUUACAAUGCAAAGCUAAGGGAUAUCCCGAACCCUACAUAAUGUGGAGGAGAGAAGACGGUCAAAAUAUAAACUACAACGGUAUCACAGUUAACGUGAUUGACGGCGAACAACUGAUGAUCAGAAAAAUCAGUAGACUACACAUGGGAGCCUAUUUAUGUGUAGCAUCUAAUGGCGUGUCACCAGUCAGAAGCAAACGCAUCAACGUCACUGUGCAUUUCCCCCCGAUGUUGAUGAUCUCCAAUCAGCUGGAAGGAACACGAAAAGGAUUUUACGCUAAAUUAGAAUGUCACACAGAGGCCAAUCCUCCGUCUAUUAAUUAUUGGACAAACGAACGGGGAGACAUGAUUGUUUCCGGUAAUUAUAGAUUCACCGACGAAAAAAUUAGAACGGGUUAUGUAUGCAAAAUGAUUUUACAUAUAUCCAACGUCAGUCACGAAGAUUUCAGUAGUUAUAGAUGUGUGGCGGUGAAUGCUCUGGGAGAAACUGAUGGAGUUAUCAAACUUUAUGAAAUUGCAAAAAUUUUGACGUCCAAUGAAGUAUACUUCGACGAUGAUAAUUAUAAAUAUGAUUUGAAAUCUACUGGACCUACAGAUACGACUGAUGAACCGAUCAAUGCUGUCAACGACAAAACAACUAGCGACCUCUCCUCCGGUUACGUACUCAGUCAUAACAUUUUUCUUUUUCCUGCGUUACUUGUUCUUUCAGCAUUGUGGAUAAAUUAAAUUUAAUUUGAUAAUGUUUUUGUAUACAAUAUACCAUCCCCCUUUCCGGGGAUGGACUGACGUCUGACGACCCGUCCCAGUUAGCGAAUCAUCCCAUGAUGGCAGCGAUAAGCCUUCAUGAGCUGUUUAGCUAUUUUAAUUUAUUUAAUUAUUAUUUGAUUAUAUAGAAAUAUUAAAUAUAAUGAACAAUAAUUGUACUUUUUUAAAUAUGUAAUACAAGAACUAAUUGUAAAGAAUAUCGACUAAUACUAUGAU